AUGCAAAACGAAGAACAAUACGGCCACAUACCUUGUUCACAGGGUGGUAGGAGAUCGCCAGAAAUCGCCACCACCGUACAAUCCUUAGCCGGAAAUCGCCUAUACUGUCACAACACUAAUGCCGAAAAUCGCCUCUCUCACGCUCUGAUUGCUCUUCAAAAUCUCAAGUACUUCUCCCAUCGUCCCUCCAUAUAUUAUAAGAUGAACCUAACAUUGGGAUGCGAAAUGACGCGACCCUUCGAAACCUUCCCAACACGUGUCACACAUGCACAAAGGAGCCCAAGAGUCACCGUUUCAGAUCUCAAACCCUUCGAUUCUCAGACUUUUCAGAGGGCCAAGUCCACUAACGAAUGA
Prunus armeniaca (apricot) is the source of this 354-nucleotide messenger RNA. Lineage: Eukaryota; Viridiplantae; Streptophyta; Magnoliopsida; Rosales; Rosaceae. The record is from the annotation of a GenBank genome assembly.